AUGGAUACCUCGAAUGUGACGGGAACCCCCUUGGAAUCUUUCGUCAUCUUAACACCAAGACUCAUUAUCCUUCCCACACCGCACGCCAUCUCAUUAAUAUCCUACCGAAGGCUUUAUGCAUCACUCCACGCAGAUAAAGGUUUCUGCGAAAUGGCCUUUGGGGUUCAUUUCCCGCCUAGGCAAUGGAGCGACGAUGAAACCCGUGAUGUGAUUCAGACACGCGAUAUUAUGCGAUGCUGGAAAAUACGCGGCAUGGGUGACUUUGCCGUUGGUCUACGCCCGCCCGAGAUCUCAAUGGGAUCCAGCAACGAUAGCGAGAUUCUGGAAGGAGAUGAUUUCGAAGGAAAUUCCCGUCUAAACAUCCAGACUUUGAAUGACAUCGUCUGGGUUGGCUACGCUGGUGUCCGUGAUGGAACUACAACGUCGAUUCCACCACGAGAGGCCGAUGAUCCACCCCUUCCACCAUGGAACGAAAUGGUUGAGAUUCGCUAUGGCGUCUCGCCUAUGUACUGGGGUAAUGGAAUUGCGAAGGAGGCAGCAGAAGCUGUCAUUCACUGGGCUGUGAAGGCGCGAGGUGUGACGAGGUUUAUUGCCGAGACGGAGAGGCCUAACAAGAGGAGCGCUAGAGCUUUGGAGAAGCUUGGGUUUACUCGAAGUGGUACGAAUUAUUGGAAACAACCUAGUGAGAUAGAGUGGGAGAGGAGACAAUAA
Penicillium cataractarum is the source of this 711-nucleotide messenger RNA. RefSeq names its product GNAT family N-acetyltransferase. Lineage: Eukaryota; Fungi; Ascomycota; Eurotiomycetes; Eurotiales; Aspergillaceae. The coding region runs from base 1 to 711 and encodes 236 amino acids. The record is from RefSeq and is a predicted model, not a curated record. The transcript has a single exon. Gene Ontology annotation, molecular function: acyltransferase activity, transferring groups other than amino-acyl groups.